CCCUAACGGGGUUGUCAAGAACAUGCCCAACCAAAAAUGGAAAAUGUAGUUAGAGAAGACGACGAUGAACAUCUGGAGAGAAUAUUUGAAUCAGUCAAAUCAAGUGCUAUAUAAAUGUUCCUGUAUAAGUCUUGUUUUGAAUAUAAUUCACUAGUAUUUUAACUAAUAGAAGAAAUCACGCAUCCUGUAAGAUCUCUUCCUCUUUUAGUGUGACCAUUGUCAGAGCUAAACGGAUGAGAAAUCCUAGAAUGAUGAGAAUAAUCAAGAAUAUUAUGGAUUGGGAGAAAAAGAUCAUGGACAGUAAAGACGAAAAACUUAUUGAAAUUAUUAAAAACUACGCUCGGCAAAACAAAAUCGUCAGUCAAAGUUUAAUUGUAACUAUUAUUAUAGUAACCAGUUUAUUUGUCGUUCAUCCAUUGGGUUUGGAUCCAAUAGAAAAAAUCAACCCUAUAACUAAUAUAACAAAGAUAAUAAAGCCUCUUCCUCUAUCAUCGUGGUUCCCUUUUGAUGAACAAACGUACUACCGUCCCGCUUAUCUAUGGCACAUUUUGGAUUGUUACGUAGGAGCAUCGUUUGUAAAUAACACGGAUAUAUUCUCAUUUGGAAUUAUUACGUUUCCUUUGGGGCAAAUUGUUAUAUUGAAUCAUAUUUUGUCUAAUUUCGAAAAAUACGUAAAUAAAGUCCAGAAUCAGUUGGGCGUUGAAAGGGACGAAGCUAGCUUCGUAACGCUAAGGGAAAUUAUUUUAAAACACAAGGAUAUCAUUGAAUACAUAAAAGUAUUCAACGAAGAAAUGAAUAUGAUUGUAUUAAUGGAUUUUCUUCAGAGUUCAUUGCAGCUAGCAGCUAUAAUGCUAGAACUUAUGUUUUUUGAACUCAACCUCUUCAACACUGUUUAUUCGGUCAUGUUCGUAAUCUCCAUGUUAACACGAUUAUUUGGUUAUUAUUGGUACGCCAAUGAGAUUCUAGUAGAGAGUGCAAACAUACCAAUGGCAAUAUGGAGUGGUAAAUGGUAUGAGGAGCCACUAAAAACUCAAUCUAUGAUGUUAUUAAUGAUGCUGAGAUGUUCCAGACCAUUGACUAUGGAUAUAGGACCCUUCAAUACCAUGUCUAUAAAUACUCUUAUAGGGAUUCUUAAAGCCACAUACUCCUACAGUAUGCUGAUCUACAAAGGAAAGAAUAAGUAAAAAAUAUAUUUGCUGAUAAAAUGUAGACUUUCUGAUAAAAAUGUUUAUAAAUAUACAUUAUUGAA
This is a messenger RNA of Psylliodes chrysocephalus, 1249 nucleotides long. NCBI's taxonomy places the organism in Eukaryota, Metazoa, Arthropoda, Insecta, Coleoptera, Chrysomelidae. The record is from the annotation of a GenBank genome assembly.